AUGGCCCCCAAGAAGAAGAAGCCGCCCAGGAAGGAGGAGAGCGAUGGAGUAGAGGGAGAAAAGGAAGAAGUGACCGAGAGACCGAAGGGCAAGAAGGAGAAGAGGAAGGUGUUGGAGGGAGAAGGGGAGGAGGGGGUGAAGAGCAAGAAAGAGAGGAACAACAACGAGACCAAGCUGAAGGAGAGGAAGAAGAAAUCGCGGGACGUCGAGGAGGAGGAGGGGGAGGGAGCCGAGAAGAAAAGGAAAAAGAAGACGAAGGCCAAGGGCUCGGACGAGGAGGAAACUGAGGAGGAGGAAGAGAGAAAGGAGAAAAAGAAGGGGAAAAAGGCCAAGAGAGUUUCGGACGAGAGCGAAGAGGAGAAAAGAGAGAAGAAAAAGGACAAAGGGGAUGGCAAGAAGUCAAAGGAGAAGAAAGGCAAGAAGCCCUACAAUUACCAGGAGAUUUAUGAGCAGGAGCUCCUUCAGUACAAGACACAGUCUUCGGACGAAGAUGAGGAUCCAUAUAACAGGAAGAAAGCUCACCCCUCUCCCCCCACAGUGUUCGAGGUGGUGACAGUCACGGGGGAUGUGCGAGGGGCCGGCACUGAUGCCAACAUCUUCGUCACACUCUUCGGGGUGUUCGGGAUCACCCCCAAAGUCCAUCUGUCCAGCAAGAGCAAGACGGCCUUUGAGAAGAACAAGACUGAUGUCUUCCGGGUCAAGACGAACAAUGUGGGGUUGCUCCAGAAACUCAGGAUCGAGCACGACAACACGGGAAUGAACGCCAGCUGGUUCCUGGACCGCGUGGUGGUGACCGAAAUGAACCGGCCACAUCUGCGCUUCUACUUCCCCUGUAACCAAUGGCUGAGCCGCGAGGAGGGCGAUGGACUGCACGUCAGGGACCUCCUGGGCAGCCUCAACCCCAUGGAUGUGCCCAAACUAAACAAGUACAUUGUCAGUGUGUUCACACCCGAUAUGAAGGGCAGUGGCACAGACGCGGACGUCUUCCUUAACAUGUUCGGCGAGAAUGGGGACACGGGGGAGAGGCGGCUGGACAAUGACAAGAAUAACUUUGAGAAAGGCAGCGAGGACAAGUUCACCAUCGACUCCCCCAACCUCGGCCGCCUGCAAAAAAUCACCAUCGGCCACAACAACAAGGGCUCGUCCGCAGGCUGGUUCCUGGACAAGGUGUGCAUUGACGACAUUGGCAAUAAAACCCUGUACGAAUUCCCUGUGAACCGCUGGUUUGCGAUGGACGAAGACGAUGGCAAAAUCCAGCGGGAUGUCCUGGUGGGAGGGAUGCACGCCACAGGGAUUGUUUACAAUGUCUCGGUGAUAACGGGCGACGUGCGAGGGGCCGGCACUAACUCCAAGAUCCACAUCCUGCUCCACGGCACCAAGGGGAUGAAGAACAGCGGGAAGAUCUUUCUAGAAGGCGGGCAGUUUGAGCGGGCGCAGAUCGACAUCUUCAACGUGGAGAUCGCGGCGCUGCUCAGCCCCCUCAGCCGUGUCACCAUCGGCCACGAUAACUGCGGCGUCAGCUCAGGAUGGUUCUGUGAGAAGGUGGUGGUUUACUGCCCGUUCACCGGUAUUGAGCAGACGUUCCCGUGUGGGAAGUGGCUGGACGAGGACGAGGGAGACGGGCUGAUCGAGCGGGAGUUGUACGAGAUGGUUUCACUGCGGCAGAAACGUCAAAAGAAGCACCCCUGGUCGCUGUGGAUCUGGACGAGUGACAUUAAGAGCGCCGGCACGGACGCCAGCGUCUUCCUGCAGAUUUACGGCGACAAAGGCAAGAGCAACGAGAUGCGCCUGGACAACAACUCCGACAACUUCGAGAACGGCCAGAUUGACAAGUUCAUGAUUGAGCUGCCAGACCUGGGCAUCCUGACCAAGCUGAGGAUCUGGCAUGAGAAGAGGCACCCGUUUGCCGGCUGGCAUUUAAACCGGGUCAGUUUGCUGAAGUCUCUGACCCAAGAGAAAUACGACUUCAAGUGUAAUCGCUGGCUGGACAUGAACGAGGACGACCACGAGAUCAUCCGGGAGCUGACAGCCGAGGGGCCCCUCGUGCCGAACGUCCUUCCCGUGCUGAAGUACCGGGUGGUGAUCUACACGGGCACAAAGAGUGGCAGUGGCACAGAUGCCAACGUGUAUAUCUGCCUGGUGGGAGAGCUCGGCGACACCGGGGAGAGAGCACUGUACGACAGCAAGAACAAUGUCAACAAGUUUGAGAAAGCCAACGCCGACGAGUUCCUGAUCGAGUCAGUGAAACUGGGGCGAGUGAAGCGUGUCAGGGUGGGCCAUGAUGGUCGGGGAGGGACCUGCGGCUGGUACCUGGAUAAGGUGGUAGUGAAGGAAGAGACAGCCCCCGAGUCCCAGGCCGUGGAGUUCCCCUGUAACAGGUGGCUGGACAGGAAUGAGGAUGAUGGACAGAUAGUCCGGGAGCUGGUCCCAGCCGGAGAUGCUCAAAUGCUUAAAAAUAUCAGCUACCACGUGCUGGUGAAGACGGGGAAUGUGGCCGGAGCCAGCAGUGACUCCAAGGUGUUUAUCAAGCUGUACGGGGAGAAGGGCGACACCAGCCGGCAGUUCCUGGUUGUGUCGGACAAUGACCUCAGGAACUACUUUGAGAGGGGCCGUGUGGAUAUCUUCACUGUGGAAACCAUGGACAUUGGCAGAAUCCACCGCCUGUUAAUUGGCCAUGACAAUGUUGGGCUGAGGGCCGGCUGGUUCCUGGACAGCGUGCAGAUCAAGGUGCCGACUCACGGCAAGGAAUACAUGUUCCCCUCUCACCGGUGGCUGUGCCGAGACGAGGCGGACGGCAAGACCGAGAUCGAAAUCUACCCCAGCGAGGUCCUGGAGAUAGAGAAACUGAUAAACUACGAGGUACAGGUGCAGACGGGUAACGUGAGGAGCGCGGGCACCAACGCCCAGAUCUUCAUCCAGAUUUACGGGGAGAACGGGAAAACCGAGGUCAUCGACCUCCGCAGCCGCUCAGACAACUUUGAGCGAGCGGCCAUGGACAUCUUCAAGAUCCAGGCAACGGACGUGGGCAAACUGAUCAAAAUCCGCAUCGGACACGACGGCAGUGGAAUGGGGGACGGCUGGUAUCUGGAGACAGUCUCCAUCAGCCGGCUGAGCUGGCGACCAGCGGCCGAAGAGAAGAAGAAGAAAAAGAAAAACAAGAAGAAGAAGGGGGCGGCGGAGGAGGAGGAGACUCCGAGUGGGGGGGAGGAGGUGGUGGAAACGUUCACCUUCCUGUGUCAGCGCUGGUUGGCUACGGACGAGGAGGACGGAGAGCUGGUGGUGGAGCUGCUGCCCGAGGGUGUUGAGGACCUGGAAGAGAACUCUUACGAGGUUCAUGUCUUCACGGGAAAAGUAACAGGCGCGGGAACAGACGCCAACGUCUUCAUCAACAUCUACGGUGAAGUGGGUGACACUGGGGAGCGGCAGUUGAGGAAAUCCGGCAACCUCAACAAGUUUGAGAAGGGGCAGGAGGAUGUGUUCAUGCUGAAAGCCGCUGACCUGGGAACACUGAAAAAACUCCGCAUCCGUCACGACAACUCCAGUGGCAGCGCCGGCUGGUUCCUCAAUGAGGUGGAGAUCGUCGACCUGAAGGAUGACACCUUGUAUUUCUUCCCCUGUGAGCGCUGGUUGGCUGUGGAUGAAGAUGAUGGACAGAUUGCGAGGGAGCUGGUGCCGGUGAAUGAGGCUUUCCUGAAGAAAGGCUCAGAUGAUGAGCAAGCUACACUCGGGCUGGAGCAGAAAGCUCAGUCCACCACCUACACCGUGAGGGUCAAAACUGGGGACAAGAAAAACGCAGGCACCGACUCCAACAUCUUCAUCAACCUUUACGGGGAGCACGACGACACCGGUGUCGUGAACCUCAAGUCCUCGAAGAUGAACAAGAACAAGUUUGAGCGAGGACAGGUGGACGAGUUUAUAGUGGAGGCCGUGGACCUGGGGCCACUCAGGAAGAUCCGAGUCGGACACAACAACUGCAAUGGGUCUCCCGGCUGGUUCCUGGAUUGGGUGGAGAUUGACGCUCCCUCUCUCGGACGGCGGCUGAGGUUCCCGUGCGGGCGAUGGCUGGACAAGAGGGAGGAUGACGGAGCCAUUGUGCGGGACCUUGUCCCCGCGAGCUUGCAAACCGUGGAAUAUGUGCCAUUUGUGCCCUACGAGAUCACGGUAUUCACCAGUGACCGUUACGGAGCGGGAACGGACGCUGACGUCUCUGUGGUGCUGUACGGCCUGGACGGGGUCUGUAGCCAGAAGAGGUCCCUGUGUGUCAACAAGCGGGAGCGACGCAUGUACUUCAAGAGAGGAGCCACCAACAAGUUCAUCGUGGAGCUGGCAGACGUGGGGGAGAGUAUAGAGAAGCUGCGGGUUGAACACAAUGGACGGGGCCUGAACUCAGGUUGGCAUCUGGACCGUGUGGAGAUCCGCCGACUGCUUCCCAAGGGAAAGGGCUCGGAGACGGUGAUCUUCCCUUGUGAGCGCUGGCUGGCCAAGUCCGAGGAUGAUGGUGAGAUCGUUCGGGAGCUGGUGCCCAGCACCAUCAUCCAGGAGCGUUUGCAGCGAGAUGGCACGUUAGCCUGCAGCGAGACCGAUGUGGAGGAGCCACUAGAGACUCACACCUACAAGGUGUCCGUCUCCACCGGAGACGUCUAUGGAGCCGGGACUGAUGCCAACGUCUUCCUCACUGUCUACGGGGACCUGGGAGACACCGGCGAGCGCAAACUCAGCAAAUCCGAGGACCACUCCAACAAGUUUGAGCGAGGACAGGUGGACACCUUCACGAUGGAGGCUGUAGACCUGGGGCAGAUUUACAAGAUCCGGAUUCGGCACGACAACACGCUGGCGAGCGCGGAGUGGUACCUGGAGCAGGUGGAGGUGGUGGACGAGAACACAGAGGAGGUCUCGGUCUUCCUGUGCGAGCGCUGGCUCUCCAGAACCAGAGAGGACAAGAGGAUCGACCGGGUUUUGUACAUCAAGGGUUAUGAGGGCGAUAGGAAGAGCCUCGUCCCAUCCACCCAGGGGUCAAAACUGAGUCUCAGCAACGUUCAGCUCAGGAGCCUAACAGAGGGGUCGACAGAGGAGGGAACCAUUAUCCCGUACCACAUCACCAUCACCACGAGCGUCCAACGAGAGGCCGGCACCAUGAGCCGGGCUUUCAUCAUCAUCAUGGGUCCUCAGAGGAUGCGCACGGCCAGGCUCUGGCUGGAACUGCCGCCCGGGAAGAAAGGAUUUGUUCCCGGGUCAGUGGAAAACUUCAUGGUCAACGGACUGGAUGUUGGGGAGAUUAAGAAGAUUGAGUUGGGCCAUGAUGGAGCCACGCCAGAGAGCUGCUGGUUAGUGGACGAGCUGGAGGUCUCUGUGCCCACCAAAGGAGUCAUGUACAUGUUCCUCUGUAACUGCUGGCUGGCCAAGGAUCGAGGGGACGGCCUGACCUCACGGAUCUUCAGCAUCCUGGACGCUGAGAACGUUAACAUCGGGCAGAAGGUUCUCUAUGAAAUGACGGUGGUCAAUGGUGACAUCCAGAACGCUGGCACCGACUCCAAUAUCUACAUGACAGUGUUUGGAGCCAAUGGGAGCACCGAUGAGAUGCUGCUGGAUAAGAACGGGGACAGGUUCGAGAGGGGUCAGGAAGAUGUCUUUGUCAUAGAGAUAGAGGAUAUCGCUCCACUGAGGAAGAUCAGAAUCCGCACGGAGACCAAGGGGAAUCGGCCGGACUGGUUCCUGGACAAGAUAAUCCUGAGGAACCUGUCCACGGAGGAUGUGAGCACUUUCACUAACAACGAGUGGUUGUCAAGGACCCGCGGCUCCAAACCCACCACCGUCUGUGAGAUGGGGGCCGUCAUCGAGGGGGAGGAGACCGUGGAGAAGACCACCUAUUCCUUCAGCGUGAAAACCAGCGACGUCUCAGGAGCUGGGACGGACGCCAACGUGUUCCUCAUCGUGUUCGGGGAGAACGGGGACACGGGCACGCUGGCCCUGAAGGAGUCCAACAACAGCAACAAGUUUGAACGCAAACGGACGGACAUCUUCAAGUUCCCGGACAUGCUGAGCCUCGGCAACCUGUCCAAGGUCCGUGUGUGGCACAACAACAAGGGGCUCGCUGCAGGCUGGCACCUGGAGCUGAUUGAGGUGAAGGACGAGGCCAUGGACAAGAUCUUCCGCUUCCCGUGUGACCGCUGGCUCGCCAAGGACGAGGACGACAGGCAGAUACUCCGCGAGCUCGCCUGUGCCAACAACGACAUCCUGGAUUUAAUGGAACGCACACGCUACGAGAUCCGAACCAAAACCAGCGACAGAGAUGACGCUGAGUCCAAGGAGAACGUCUGGAUGGUCCUCGAGGGCAAGAAGGGACGAUCCAAGGAAUUUAUGCUGGAAAACUCCACCAAGAGGAAGAAGUUCCUGAGGGGGGCCAUAGAUAAGUUUGAGUUUUCCUCCAAGAACGUGGGUGACAUCGCCACGGUGUGUGUCGGCCACUGCCCGCGGGACGGCAAGAAGGUCACGGCCAAGAGCCACGCUCACUGGCAUGUGGCUGAGAUUGUGGUCACCGAGAUGGAGGUCGGCAACAGGUAUGUGUUUGAGUGUAACAGUCGGGUGACCCUAAGCCACCGGAGGGACGACUUCAAAGCCUUCGAGUGCACCAAGAUGGUGGAGAGCUUCGCCAGCAAGGUCCGCAACCUGGUGCCGGUGAAAUACGAGAUCAUCGUGGUGACGGGGGACGUGAAGGGCGCGGGGACAGAUGCCAACGUCUUUCUGACCAUCUACGGCACCAACGGCAACUCCGGCUGCCGGCAGCUCAAGCAGAAGUUCCGGAACCUGUUUGAGCGCGGACGGACAGACCGCUUCCUGCUGGAGAUGCUGGACCUGGGCGAGCUUUACCGUCUCCGGGCCGAGCAGGACGGGGGAGGACACGCGGCCGGGUGGCUGCUGGAGCGCAUGGAGAUCACAAACAUCGCCACCGGCGUCAGCACCAUCUUCCCUUGCGGCAAGUGGCUGGACAGCAAGAGAGGCGACGGCAGGACCUUUCGGGAAAUCUACCCUAAAUUUUAACGCAUUCCGGGCGCU
This is a messenger RNA of Callorhinchus milii (elephant shark), 7053 nucleotides long. RefSeq names its product lipoxygenase homology PLAT domains 1a (gene loxhd1a). The record is from RefSeq and is a predicted model, not a curated record. Gene Ontology annotation, molecular function: protein binding. The coding region runs from base 1 to 7038 and encodes 2345 amino acids. The transcript is spliced from 41 exons. NCBI's taxonomy places the organism in Eukaryota, Metazoa, Chordata, Chondrichthyes, Chimaeriformes, Callorhinchidae.